Messenger RNA from Otolemur garnettii (small-eared galago), 7026 nucleotides. RefSeq names its product proline rich 14 like (gene PRR14L). Lineage: Eukaryota; Metazoa; Chordata; Mammalia; Primates; Galagidae. The coding region runs from base 184 to 6675 and encodes 2163 amino acids. The transcript is spliced from 10 exons. The record is from RefSeq and is a predicted model, not a curated record.
AGGCGGCGGCGGCGGCCGGAGCGCCUCCGGGCUCCGUCGGCUCGGUCGGCUCAGGUGGACUUGGAGGCGACCGGGCUACGGCUGCAGAGGCAAGCUGGCUGGGCAAGAGCGGGCCGCGGAGCAGGCCUCAGGGGUGAACCAUUUGAUGUAAAAGACUUGACUCCAAAAUCUACAUCUGCCCUAAUGCUGUCAUCCGGAAUAGAGACUCAGCCAGUUCCACUUGAUUCCUCCAUGUCUGCCGUGGUACAGGAAUUAUACUCUGAACUCCCAGUAAGUGUCUCCAAAGAGCUUCAUGCUGAUUCUGAGCCAAGUGUGAUUCCGGAUGUAAAACCUGGAGCCUCAAGCUCUCUUGUAAGUCAGAGUAGGGCAUUGCCCUUGGAGCUGCAGAGGACUCAUGCAAAAUGUUGUGGUGAAGAAACCUGGGAGACCUUGAAUCAUGGGGGUGAGCCUGGGCAGUGUGGGCUAGUGGACUCCACAGCAGGAGGCUCUGUGGCUUCUGGGAUCUUGGAUAGGGAAGAGAACACCAAGAGCAUGGAGCCAAAGGUCUUCAGAUAUCAAGGGGACCAGGCGGAAAUUAUGAGAGAUCCUUGUGAGGGAGCAAAGGAAGACCCAUGUCAACAUUCCACAGCUGCUGAAGAAAAGAUCAGCCCAAAUCAGGAGAAACUCCUGAUGCAGUCCAGCAAGGAACUUUUAUGUGCGGACCUCCCUGAAGAUUUUCUAAGGAGCAAAGAAGGAAAUGUACAAAUUAUAACCAAAACUCUGCCAAAAUCCAUUGAAGAAGUACAAGGUAUGAAGGUCAGUGGCACUAAGAUGGAUAAUAAUGAAGGACACAAGAAUGGCAAUGUGAGUAAAGGUCUUUCAGCUGGGUGCAGCGAAUUCCCAGAAGUAAACAAAAUCAUGACCAGUGGUGAGGUUUCAGAAACCAACAGAUUAGUUACCCUAGAGCCUUUAACCUUCGUGGACCCUGGAUUAACAGAAGCAACUUCUAACGAGAAAGAUUGUGAAGAAUUAAAAACUUGUCCUUCUUGGUUGUCAUUAUUACCAGGGAACAGUGCCAUUUCCAAAGUGGACAGUGGGAAGGAUGAGUUGUGUAAAUUAAACCUUGUCUGUGAAGCAACUGACAAUCAUCAACAGAUUCACGGCCACCAUCAUGAAAAUCACAGUUCUGCACUUGAUGGUCCCAGAGCCAGAAGAAAUGUUGUUAUAGACCCCUUGGAAGAAAAUUCUGAAGUUUCAUGUUUCACAUCAGUUUUGUCUGAUCCAGAAUGCAGAACAUUAUCCUUAGAAAAAUGUGGUUUUAAAGGAGAUGGUUUGCCAAAGGGAUCUGCUGAAAAGACAGACAGUUCUUCUUUUGAUACGGAUGAUAGAAGCAAGAACUUGGCUUCUAGGGAAGAAAAUGAAGAACUCCUUUUGAAUCCCAGGAGUGAAAGAAGGGAACUCUUUCCUGUUAUUGCCACACAGCCAGAAAAGGAGAUUGGUCAUCAUUGUUGUGGUGGGAAAAAAACUGUUGAUUCUCCAAAAGAAAAUAUCCUCAAUAACUGUUGCAUUCAGGGCGGUCUCCAUACAGAGAGCUGUAGUUCACUAAUGCCCACUUCUUUUACUGAAGCUGCAGAAGUGAUGUUUAAAAAGAAUGGUUUGAAAAUAACUUUAGACAUUCAAGAAAACUUGACAAACUCUGAGGACCAUAGAGAAACUUUUAUUAAUAUGAGCCAUCCAUGUAGACACUCUGAAAAAGGCAAUUUUUCUUCCUUAAUGCAGGUGGAAGAGCCAGAAAAGACAACCACUGUAGAGCCCAGUAUGUUAAGUGAAAGGAUUUACAGUAAAGACUCUAACUCCUUAGUCAGCAUUCAGAAAAAUCUGCAAGGUGAUACCCAUUUAAAUGAAGCAUCAUGUAAUGAUUUUCUAUUUGAAAGAAAAUCUCUGGUGAGUUUAAUGCCAGAAGAUCAGAUAAGUCCUAUAAAUGAGGUUUUAAAGCCCUGCAAAGAUACUGUUCAGUUACCACCAUCCCCAGAAUUUGAUUACAGACCUGGGUCGGAAAAAGCUGUACAGACCUCACAUGACAGUAUUCCUCGUUUAGAUGAACAGAGCAUUGACUGUGAGAUGAAUAAACUUUCUUGUACUAGCAAACUGAUUAUAAAUAAUGUAGAAAGUGAAUGUGUUUUAAAUCAACAAGUGUCCCUUAAUUCUCUAGAUCACACAAAGUUGCCAACUGACUUUCUACAAAAUAUAAACAAAGAGAUGCCUUUAGAAACAAGCAAAGAUGCCCAGCCAAGCCAUCACCCUUCAUUAGAGGAUGGAGCAGAUGUUUUUACUAAUGCCCAAACCAUUCCCAUUAAGACAAAAUUGAAAGACAUCUCUCCACCAUGUGACAAAAUCUGUGGUGCCUCUUCAAGCAGUCCUACCUUAAACAUCAAACCAGAAAACCUAGAGAGAAAAAAUAAAAUGGCUGAUUUAAGAACAAAGGAUCUACGUUCCAGGUUUCUCUCAAGUAAGAAAGAAGUAGCUGGCUUUCCUCAAGUGGUCUCUGUUGAAGAAUGUCAAAAUGUUCGAUCUCAGGAUACCUCUCACCGUCAUUGCGUAAGACAUAAUGUACCAGAGGAGAACAUCUUUCCUUCUUGUGCUACUUUUGAGUCCAGCAAAGUCAGCCUGAAAGUUAACAACUCUUUGAUAACAAAAUAUGAAAGUGCAUUUCAACACAGCACCAGCCACACUCAAGGGACAGAGGACUCUGUGGAAGAUAACAGCUAUGAAGUUAGUGGUACAGCAGAGGGAAGUGAUCUCGAUGGGAAAGAAACUAAAGGCAGCCUUUCCAGAGAUGAGAUAAAAAAUGAAAUGAUAGCAGUCCUGUUAAAUACUGGCAUUUCAAACAAAGCUGUUUGUACCAAGAGUCACAUCAAACCCAGUGAGGAAAGGUUAGAAGGAGAGAAACGGGAUAUACCCAAAGAGACUGUACUUUGUAAGUAUAACAUCUCUGAUUAUGCUGCACAAGAACUAACUCAAUCUGCAAACAUUCCAAGUCCUGAAGUAUUGUUGGACCAGACUCCUACUGAUAUGUUUACCAAUUUUAAAAACACAAACAGAGCAGCUGAAACUUUUGAUCACAAGGCAGAUGAAGUUCUUAACUGCCAGAGUAAUUGCCAAAACAAACCUAAUAACGGCAGAAAUGAAGACAAACCAACUAAGGCGAUGCUAGGUAGUAACCAGAAAGACACCAUCACAGAUCCUAAUGGGACAGUACGCCAUCACAGAAAGGAUCUGCCGGUCAUUUCAAUCAGUAAUAUCCCACAGCUUUGUGGUAGACCAAAGAAAGGUGAUUUGAAAGGAGACUUUGAAAUUAUUUCUGGUUGUGAAGAGUCCACAGACGGUAUGAUGGAUGCCAUAUACACAGACUGUGGUAAUAAACCUGCAGGAGGCAUGUUGGCCGUGACAGCAUCUAGUGUACUUGACAGUGUAGCAAGGCCAGAUAGAUCGCGAUUUGUGGAAACCUCGAGCAGUACCUUGUCUCAGAGAGGAGAACCGACUGCUGCAUUUAUGGGAAGGACUGACCAGGGCUCAGAUUUCCCAGAUGCUGCUGGUUCUACAGUGGAGUCUCUUGAAAUAAAAAAAUCAUGUGAAGAGAGACCAUGUAGAUCUUUAAAAGACUCCGAAAUGGAAAAGUGUUCAGAGAUAGAGCCUAUUUCAGAUCAUGAACCAAAUAUAAGAAUAUUGGAUGGAGUAAAUGUGUCUUUAAAUUAUAAUCAUCAUAAACAGCUAAGUAAAGGAGCAUCUCUGAGAGAAACAGAAGAAGUGACUGAAGGAUCAAGAUUAGAAGUAAAUUCUGGGUUUGACAAAGAAAAUGCCAUUGAAGUUUCCCUGCAAGACUUGAUGUUUUCUAGGUGCCAAGAAGAGAACUCUCUUUCCCUAGGCAGCCUAGAAUCCGUUGAGAUAAUGCAUUUGUGUCUGUCUGCUCAAGAAAAUUCAGAAACUAAUAUUAAUAGUGAAGGAACUGACCUGAAAACUCCAUUUAAACCAAAAGUUGAUGAAAUGCUUCAUGAAAAUGUAAAGGACUGCACAGUCCUGCCCGAAAUGAAGGAAGGAAUACCAAGAGAUACAAAUAAUUCUAGCAGAGAAGGCAGCAUAUAUAUCAGUGUGGAAAAGAAUGCUCACAAACCUGGUCAUUCUCCUGAGAAUUCCACACAUAGGCAUUUGCCUUUGACAAUGAAAACAGAAUCUAAAGUGAUAGGAAAAGAAACUGAAGAAUAUCAGAGGGAACCACUGGGUUGUUUACCUGUUGGGAAGAAAUCUGAAGAGAUGGUUAUCAGAGAUAAUGAUACUGCUUGUAUGAGCAAGAUUUCUCAGACUCACUCCCAAUGUCAGAGAAUGCUUGGUGAUGCUGGAAAACACCAAAGCCAGAAGCAUUUGGAAUACAUGUCACAGAAAGAAGAAUGUUCACAUUGGAACGAAGCACAUUCAAUAUUGAAACAAUGUGUAUCAUCUAACAUGUUGUUAGACAAUGCCCAAAACAAGAACCAGCCUGAGAUUGACAAAGAUGUUUCUGCCAUGAUGAAAGAAAUCACCUUAGCAAAGCUGGCCCAGGUGGACAUUGCUGCCCUUACUCAGAAGGUGGAAAAGUUAGGCCAUCCUCUAAAGAAGGACAUUGAGUUGUGCAUAGGUCCUUGCCUUCCUGGUGCCUCCAGGAAAGCACAAGACCCUAACACUGCUAGGUGUGAUCAGAUACAUGGUGCCUUUGGGAAGAAAGAAAUACUUCCCUUAAAGAAGCAGCCCCAUCGAACAUGUAAGAAAGUUUCCCGUCAGGAGCAAGUCAGUGUGGGGAGAAAAAUAAGCAAAAUUAGAAGUUCUGCCUUUGUAAAGAGUUCCUCUGAUCCCAUCUCCACAAAAGUACAUAGACUUCUUAGUUCAAGCGCUGUGUCUCCACCUACACAAUUAGAACCCAAAACACUGCCUGCCAGUAGCUUGAUUAGCCACAUACCAAAGCAGAAGGCUACACCAUGCCAUCCUUUGAGGAGCAUGAAUUUUAGGAAGCCUACCAAAGAAGCAGCCUUAUUGAACAAGCUGUCCAUCCUUGCCUCUAGACUGGCCCCAGCCGCAAAGAUCCAGAAACUAAGAUAUCAGCGGUGUUCCUCUGAACUUCUUCCAGUGGCUAAAACCUACAAGCGCCUCAGAUAUAAACGGUUCCUGGAUGGAUUUUCAUACAGUAUGACACAGCUGAAUCCAUAUUUGGCAGCUAGUGGAUGGGAUAAGAGGCCUAACAGUAAGCCGUUGACAUUUUAUUCUCUUGAAGCCAUCAAAAUGAGCUUCAUAGAUUUGAGCAACAAGAUGCCAUCGCUGCUCUUUGGUUCUGAAAUCUUGCCAGUAUCCUUUCACAUGAAAUCAGGCUCAGAUUGUGUGGCUGGGUCCUCCAGGACUUUUCCCGAGCACUGUGCUCCAGCAAGGCUUGCCUUAGGAGAGGUCCCCCGGUACCAGUCACAGCCUUCCAAGUGGACCUUUUCUUUCUUCUUGUCCCACAUUUGCCCUGGGAUGGCCACAUUCAGGGAAGACGCUGGCCUCCAUAGUCAGGCACACACUCAGGCUCCUCCACAGCCUCCCGCUUCUCUCCAAGACUACGGAGGUACUGCCAUAGUCCAGACCAGAGCAGACUGCUCUGUCCUUGGCCUUCACACGCUUCUAGCACUUUGUUCCCCAGGAUGUUACCGAAUCUGGACAAAAAAACGGAGCUUCUCCAGUCACAUGCCUUCCAUGCAGAGGCUCUUCAUGACCCAGUUUACACAGGGCCUGAAAGGGUUGAGGUCUCCAGCCUCCAUAGCAGACAAGGUCUUCUGUUCUCUGCCCUACUCAGUGGGCAGAGUGCUGUCCAUUUGGAGUCAGCAUGGGCCUUCUGCCUGCUCCUUCGAAAUCUCUGCUCUUCAUUCUACUCCCAGCAAGCAGCAAACAAGUUUGGGCACUGUGAGCAGCCACACCAUAUUACCAUAUGUGCCUCUCCCAGGCGUGGAAGCUUCAUAUAACACCAGAGGCAGUCAGAUGAGGUUAGAACCUACAUUCUCUGCCUUGGUACCAAGGUCUUGCUUGGUAACAGAAUCAGCUGUGAGCAAGCUCCUGCUUUCAGCCUCUGACUUCCAAGUUCCUGGAUUUGAUGAGUUGGAUGGUGUGACAGUAGCAUGUCCCUGCCCACAGAGCAGCCCUCCAGAACAGAAAGAGGCUGAGCCAGAGAAGAGGCCAAAGAAAGUCUCGCAGAUUCGCAUCCGGAAAACCAUUCCUAGGCCAGAUCCUAAUCUUACUCCCAUGGGCCUUCCUCGACCCAAAAGGUUAAAGAAGAAGGAAUUUAGUUUGGAAGAAAUAUAUACCAAUAAGAAUUAUAAGUCUCCUCCUGCAAACAGGUGUUUAGAGACCAUCUUUGAGGAACCCAAGGAACGAAAUGGUACGCUAAUCUCAAUCAGCCAACAGAAGAGGAAGCGAGUUCUAGAAUUUCAGGAUUUCACAGUCCCACGAAAGAGGAGAGCUCGAGAAACUCAUGGAACUGGAGACCUUCUUUGCCAAGGAAGAGGAACAGGAACAAUCAUCAGGUUGAGAACCAACCCACUGGGGAGUCUCAAUUUUAGAUUUACUUUGGACCUCCUUGGAAGAGGUUGCCUGAUUUUUGCCCAACUGCCCAAACUACUCAACAUGCACAGUUUAUGAAUUUUUACCUAUUUCAAGGUGCAACCUUUUUAGGAAGUGGUAAAGGAGGGUCCUCUACUUCUACUGCUGAGUUUAGAACCUCAGGAAUGUUCCCUUUUUCCUGGAAAUGGUCCUGAAUGACAUCUGGCCGCCUCCUCUCAAUCUCUGCCAUCCACAGGAGCAAAAAGCGGCAUAUUCAAAGUAACACUAGGAUUCCAAGGACUCACAGGAUUUGCACGUCCACAUGAAAGUUCCACUUUGUUUACAGUGGUGCUAGACCAAGAUUAUUUAGAAGCGUGGCCUAGGGAGGGGGACCUGGUGUCCUGUCCUGCGGGGUCCCACCAGCUCAUUUCAGUAGUUAAGGAGUGAUGA